AAAAAAAUAUGUCCAUUCUCAUUUUCCAACCUUCUCAAAAGACUUUUGCCAAAAAAAAAAAUGGCAACCGUCACCACACAAGCAUCCAUGGCCGCCGUCGCCCUCCGGCCAUGCACUACCAAAUCAAGGUUCCUCACUGGUUACUCCGGCAAGCUAAACAGAGAAAUCUCCUUGAAUCCGGCGUUUUCCAUUAGCCCAUUGAGAAUUGAAGCCAAGAAAGGUGAAUGGCUACCUGGUUUGGCUUCACCAAUUUACCUCAAUGGCAGUCUAGCAGGGGACAACGGGUUUGACCCAUUGGGUCUAGCAGAGGACCCGGAAAACCUAAGAUGGUUCGUGCAAGCGGAGCUAGUAAACGGGCGAUGGGCAAUGCUUGGAGUCGCCGGAAUGUUACUACCGGAGGUACUUACAUCCACCGGAAUCUUAAACGUACCAAAAUGGUAUGAUGCUGGAAAACAAGAAUAUUUCGCAUCAUCAUCAACCCUUUUCGUGAUCGAAUUCAUCCUUUUCCACUAUGUUGAGAUCCGAAGAUGGCAAGAUAUAAAGAACUCGGGAAGUGUAAAUCAAGACCCUAUUUUUAAAAGUUAUAAAUUACCACCCAAUGAAGUCGGAUAUCCGGGUGGGAUUUUUAACCCAUUAAGCUUUGCUCCUACACAAGAGGCUAAAGAGAAGGAAAUUGCUAAUGGGAGAUUGGCUAUGUUGGCGUUUUUAGGGUUUGUGGUGCAUAAUAAUGUGACGGGUAAGGGUCCGUUUGAUAAUUUGUUGCAACAUCUCUCUGAUCCAUGGCAUUCUACCAUUGUUCAAACAUUUGCUAGCAACUAAAUCCAAACAGGUCGCUAGAAAAAUAGAGAGAUCAAGAUCAUGAAUAUGUUUGCUUAAUCUAUUUAAUUUGAUCUGUCUAAUUAAUUGAUGAGAUUUUAGAAGGUUUAAAUCUAUCAAUAUAUCAAGUUGGGUAACAAUUAAUUAAAUUAAUGUUAUAAAUUCAAAACAUUUAGUUUAA
Messenger RNA from Impatiens glandulifera, 997 nucleotides. Its product is annotated as chlorophyll a-b binding protein 4, chloroplastic-like. Gene Ontology annotation, cellular component: membrane. The record is from RefSeq and is a predicted model, not a curated record. Gene Ontology annotation, biological process: response to light stimulus; photosynthesis, light harvesting in photosystem I. The coding region runs from base 61 to 819 and encodes 252 amino acids. NCBI's taxonomy places the organism in Eukaryota, Viridiplantae, Streptophyta, Magnoliopsida, Ericales, Balsaminaceae. The transcript has 3 exons.